AUGGAUACGGUUCAGAAGGUACUAGGAGUUACCUAUAAAAAGGGAAAGCCUGCACCAAGAAAGGCAUCAGUCUGUGGCGUCUCCACACCUGAACGAGUCAAUUUGCAGGAAAACAUGAAGCUGACCAUUGCCAUAAUCGCGAGCAUCCUGCUCAUCAGCUUGGCUGAUUUGGCCACUGGCUCGGCUUGUGGCUGCACAGAACCAGCAACAACAACCACCUGCUCGACAACAACACCAUGCCCGACCACAACCACCUGCUCGACAACAACACCAUGCCCGACCACAACAACAACCACAACAACAACAACCACAACAACAACAACAACAACAACAACAACCCCACGCUCGACAACAACACCAAAACCUUGCACGUCAACAACCACUUGCCAGCCAAUAACAACAACAACAACCACUCGCAAAACGCCCAAACCCACCAAGAAGCCCAAACCCACCAAGCCCAAACCCACCAAGAAGCCCAAACCCACCAAGAAGCCCACAACCACCACGAAGCGCCCCUUGCAAUACCAAGAAGCCCACAACCACCACGAAGCGCCCUUGCAAUACCACCAAGAAGCCUCCUUGCAAUACCACCAAGAAGCCCACAACCACCACGAAACGCCCUUGCAAUACCAAGAAGCCCACAACCACCACGAAGCGCCCUUGCAAUACCACCAAGAAGCCCACUACCACUUCCACCAAAAAGCCCCCGUGCAAUACCACUAA
Messenger RNA from Drosophila subobscura, 723 nucleotides. RefSeq names its product salivary glue protein Sgs-3-like. The transcript is spliced from 2 exons. Bases 1 to 723 code for a protein of 240 amino acids. The record is from RefSeq and is a predicted model, not a curated record. Lineage: Eukaryota; Metazoa; Arthropoda; Insecta; Diptera; Drosophilidae.